Vicia faba (fava bean) is the source of this 2439-nucleotide messenger RNA. The record is from the annotation of a GenBank genome assembly. NCBI's taxonomy places the organism in Eukaryota, Viridiplantae, Streptophyta, Magnoliopsida, Fabales, Fabaceae.
AUGAAAGAGGAGUACGUAAAAGGAACUCAAUGGACUGCUAAAUAUCUUCUCUACCUUUUUAAACCCCAAAACCAUAAACUCAAGGGACUGCUGCUUAACUAUUUGAUUCUGCUCCUUUUAACAUUCUCUUUUUGCUCUUGUUCUACUGAUACCAUAUCUAUUCACAAACCUAUAACAGAUGGGGAGCUUCUCAUUUCUAAAUCUAAAACGUUUGCACUUGGAUUCUUCACUCCUGGAAACUCCACGUCCCGCUAUGUUGGAAUUUGGUACUACAAUUUGCCAAUCCAAACUGUUGUUUGGGUUGCAAACAGAGAUACUCCAAUCAAUGAUACUUCUGGAAUCCUAUCAAUCGACCCGAGUGGAAAUCUAGUACUCCACCGCAUCCUUAGCACCAUUCCUAUUUGGUCUACCAAUGUUUCGUUACCACAAUCACUAACAAAUAACAACACUGUUGUUAUAGCUCAACUAUCGGAUAUAGCAAACUUUGUUCUCAUGCUAAACAACACCAAAGCUGUCAUCUGGGAAAGCUUUAGUUAUCCCACAGACACCAUGCUUCCAUAUCUAAAGGUUGGUUUUGAUAGAAAAGCUAAUCAAAGCUGGUUCCUUCAAUCAUGGAAGACAGAUGAGGACCCUGGAAAAGGUGCAUUCACGGUGAAAUUCAGCACCAUUGGUAAGCCUCAGUUUUUUAUGUACAACCAUGAUCUUCCUUGGUGGCGUGGUGGACCCUGGAAUGGAGCACUAUUAGCAGGUAUACCUAAUGCAAAACGAGCUAGGACCAUUUAUAAUGUUUCUUUUGUUGGAGAUGACAACUCUGUAGCAAUUUCAUUUAACAUGAUAGAUAAGUCUGCCCUUACUAGAACAAUCGUUCAACCGUCUGGUUUCAUUCAAACACUCACAUGGGACAAUCAAAAGAGUCAAUGGAACCAGUUCUUUACAGAACCAACAAACCAAUGUGAUAACUAUGGAACAUGUGGAUCAAACAGUAAUUGUGACCCUUUGAACUUUGAAGAUUUUAAGUGUUCUUGUUUACCUGGUUUUGAACCCAAAUUUCCACAUGAUUGGUAUCAGAAUGGAGAUGGGUCAGCAGGGUGUGUAAGGAAGAAAGGUGCAUCUGUUUGUGGGAAUGGAGAAGGGUUUGUCAAAGUUGUAAGCUUGAAAGUUCCUGAUACAUCUGUGACAUUUGACAAAGGUGGUUUGAAUUUGGAAGAAUGUGAGAAAGAAUGCUUGAGAAACUGCUCUUGUACUGCCUAUGCAACUGCUAAUGUGAGGAAUGGUGGAAGUGGAUGUUUGGCAUGGCAUGGGGAUUUAAUGGACAUUCAAAAACUAAGUGAUCAAGGCCAAGAUUUAUUUUUACGCGUCGAUAAAGUUGAACUAGCAAAUUACCACAAAAGCGAGAAAGGACGCCUUGAUAAAAAGAGAUUGUUGGCUGCAAUUCUGAUAGCUUCUAUUGUUGCAAUUGUCCUCCUCCUCUCCUGUGUGUAUUUCAUGAGAAAGAAAAAAAGAAAUGAAAAAGUGAUGCAGCAAUUAAACCAAGAUUCCUCUGGAGAAGAGAACGGUCCUCAAAGCAACACACGUCCAAAUCUACCCUUUUUCAGCUUCAGAAUGAUAACAGCGGCUACAAGCAAUUUUAGUAAUGAGAAUAAGCUAGGACAAGGUGGAUUUGGUUCUGUCUAUAAGGGUGUCUUAGUUAAUGGACAAGAGAUAGCAGUGAAAAGAUUGUCAAAAGAUUCAGGUCAAGGCAAAAAAGAGUUUAAAAAUGAAGUUACACUUUUAGUAAAACUUCAACACAGGAAUCUAGUGAGGUUGCUUGGUUGUUGCUUUGAGAAACAAGAAAGAAUGCUGGUUUAUGAAUACCUACCAAACAAAAGCCUAGACUUCUUUAUAUUUGAUCAAACCCAAAGGUCAUCAUUGGAUUGGGAUUUUGGUAUGGCUAGAAUAUUUGAAGAUGAAAUUCAAGCAAGGACAAAAAGAGUGGUCGGAACAUAUGGAUAUAUGGCCCCAGAAUAUGCAAUGGAAGGACUAUAUUCAACAAAAUCUGAUGUCUUCAGUUAUGGGAUCUUACUAUUAGAAAUUAUUGCUGGAAAAAGAAACUCACAUCGUGAAAAAGAAAGAUCCUCCCCAAAUUUAAUUGGACAUGUGUGGACACUAUGGACAGAGGGAAGUGCCUUGGAUAUAGUUGAUCCAGCACUAAACCAGUUUUAUCCUUCUGAUAUAGUUCUGAAAUGCAUUAAAAUUGGACUCUUGUGUGCGCAAGAAAAUGCCAUGAAUAGACCAUCAAUGUUGGAAGUUGUUUUCAUGUUAUCCAAUGAAACUCCUCUUUCCCCACCUCAAAAACCAGCUUUUUUAUUCAAUGGAAACCAAGAUUUGCAAGAAUCUUCAACAUCAGGAGGAGGUUCUUCAAUAAAUGGAUUAACGGAAACUACCAUCAGCGCUCGUUAA